AUGCUCAUGCUUUCGGCAGCCGUCACCUGGCCUUCGGCCGCGGCGUCGCCCGCCUCUAUCACCUCCUCCACCGGCACGGCGGCGGUGACGACCACAGCCUUGACCAAGGGCGAGUGCAAGGGCUUUGUUCUUGGUCAUCUCGAGGUCAAUGUGGCAACGGAAGAAGGCACCACAUCGCUGGACGUCAAGGUUGGGGCGCUGGCUGUUGAAUGUGCGGGUGAUUGGCAUGUGCAAGAGGACAAGUUCCCGCAUCUCCAUGGCUCGGGCAGCUACGAUCUGGCCAUUGGUGACGGCUCGCGCCUUGACCUUGCUAUGGGCCUUCAUCACAUGUCGGCAAACUUUCCUUCUUCCGUCUCAGUCGAGGACUGCACUGCCGUGGUCGAGCUGGCCAAGGUCGAGUUCCACGGCGGCGUUGUUGCCGACCUCAUGGACUUUGUCAUCAAGUUGCUCCACAAACAGCUCCAGGUCGAGCUUCAGUUCCUCCUCUGCUCCAAGGUUGCGCCUGAUCUGGCGUCGAAAAUGUCGCUUGCGCUCGACCAUGUGGCCGACGAGGUCGGGACUUGCGUCGCCGAGCGCCGCGCCACGCCGCCGCCGCCACUUCCGCCGCCACCGCCCGGCGGGCUCAUCAACCUCCGUACCAACCCGGUUGUUGCCCUCCUUGACUACGUCGUCAACAACGUGUCGACCUCGGUCGGGCUCGACGCCCUCGUGGACGAGCUCACCGACGACGGGUACUACGCCGUCGACCUCAACACCACCCUCGCCGUCGCCCUCCUCGACAACACCCUCAACAUCACUAUCGAGCUCGGCGAGCUUGCGCUCAAUGGGCUCGACACCUGGCAGCAGCUUGACACGCUCCGUCCGGCCUCGUGGUCGCCGUACGUGCUAUCGUCAUCGAUUUCGGCCGACGCUCUGGCCGCGAACAUCUCAUUCUGCGUGGCGGCGAGUGCCACGGCACUCGCCGGCGAUGGCGUCUUUACCGACUGCGGUGUGCUCUCGGGCAGGCUCGCUGGAGCCACGCUCGACAUCUCGACGUACGUCGCGAUUGACGCCGAGUUUCUCAGCUCGCUCGACACCUCGCAGUACCUCUCGCCGGGCAACUUGCUUGCCUCGGUCGACGCUGUCAGUCUUGAGUCGCUCUGGUUCAACGCCUCGUUUGUCGACGUCGUUGUGUAUGGCCUCAAUGGGACGGCCGGCUCGGAGCUCAACACCGCGGCUCUGGAGACGCUCCGGUUCCUCGAGUACGGUUUUGCGGCGUCGCUUCCGGGCACGCUCGACUGCGUGGUCGUCCCGCUCGUCGAGCCCGAGAUCAACCACGCCUUGGCGUCCGAGCUCAAGACGCUCAAGGCGCAGUAUCCACAGUCGGGUCCACAAGAGCAGGAGGAGGCGUUCUCGCAUCUGGCGAUUGUCAUUGCGCUGGCGUUUUUCGUCGUUGCUUCGACCACCUCGCUCGGUUGGCUGGCGUACGUGGGCAAGACGGCCAAGGACGACGACGACCUGCCUCUUGCGCUCGCGCUCGACGUCUCGCCGGUUGUCACCAGCGGGCUUGUUGUCCUCAUUUGGGCUAACCUCGCUUGCGUCAUCAAUGUGAGCGCAGGCACUGUUGCGUUCCUCUUUGCCUUUUUCGACGUCGGCGGCCGCGAGGCCCACCUCCCGUCGCUCUUCUCGUUUACGCUCAAGGGCUCUGUGCAGGACUUUUGGGAUGCCAAGGUCUAUCCGCCAGCCAUCCUCCUUGCCGUCUUCUCGGGAGGGUGGACGUACAUCAAGCACUCGGUGCUUGCCGGCUCACUGCUGCUGCGGCCGUCGUGGUUCCCGCGGCGCGUCCGCCUCCUCGCCCUCCACCUCACCCAGAUGAUGGGGACAUGGAUCCUGGUCUCCAUCUACUCGAUCUACCUCGUCAUGAUCACCCUCCAUGUCAAGCUCAUUGCGCCGCCCGGGGCGCCGUCCGGGCAGACCUUUACCGUCGACGUUGCUGUCGAGCCGACGCCGCUGAUGUACGUCGAAGUCGCCACACUCUGUGCCUGCCUCUUCUUCUCGCACCUUGUCCUCAAGCUUCAUCGCAACGAGGCUCGCCGUCACCAGCUGGUCACCGCCGGCGCGAUCUCGCCGGCCGGUGUUGCCCUCGUCCUCAAUGGCGCCGAGUGCGGCUCGCCGGGCUCGACGCCGCUCGGCUUGGCAAGAGACUCGGCGGUCGGACCUCCGCUCUGGCGCAAGGCCUCGGUCGGGGCCACGGUGUUUGUGGCAGUCACCUCGGUCGUCACGCUCGCCUGCGUCUCCAUUGCUGCUGUUGUCCCGCUGUUCUCGAUUGAGCUCGACGGCGCCAUCGCGUACGUCCUUGGCGUCCUUGAGCAGCCCUCGUCGGAAGAGUACUCACUGUAUGACGUGGGCGAAGCCUUUGUCCGUGCCACGCACAAGUCCAACUUUGGCAUCAUCGUCCUGCAGGUUCUCUACUACAUCGCCUCGCUCGUGCUCCCGCUCGUGGCCACGCUCCUUGCGGUUGUCCUCUGGUUUGUCCCGCUCAGUCUUGCGUGGCAGCGCCGCCUCGCCGUUGCCGUCGAAGUCACCUGCUCGUGGUCCGCCGUCGACGUGGCUGUCAUCUCGCUCGUCGCCGGCCUUGCCCAGCUUCACACCUUUAUCGGCUUUGUCGUCGGCCCGCAGUGCGCCGCCCUCAACCCGAUUCUCAACGAGUACCUCUCCGAGCCGCUCAAGGGCAACACUGUCUGUCUAGCCGCAGACGCCACCCUCAUGCCCGCCUCUUACGUCCUUGUUGCCGGCGCCGUCGCCUUUGUCGCCCUCUCGGUCGUCGUCUUUGUCCACACCCACGCCCACGUCCUCGGCCCUUCCGUCCCGGCCUCUGACGAUGAGCCGUCGUCAUCUGGCUACCAUCGCCUCAACUGA
Thecamonas trahens ATCC 50062 is the source of this 2898-nucleotide messenger RNA. RefSeq lists its product as uncharacterized. The record is from RefSeq and is a predicted model, not a curated record. Gene Ontology annotation, molecular function: lipid binding. The coding region runs from base 1 to 2898 and encodes 965 amino acids. The transcript has 2 exons. Lineage: Eukaryota; Apusomonadida; Apusomonadidae.